Molecule: messenger RNA, 1024 nt
Organism: Gossypium arboreum
Lineage: Eukaryota; Viridiplantae; Streptophyta; Magnoliopsida; Malvales; Malvaceae
Product: 40S ribosomal protein S8-like
Exons: 5
Coding region: 141-797 (218 amino acids)
Biological process (GO): translation; maturation of SSU-rRNA from tricistronic rRNA transcript (SSU-rRNA, 5.8S rRNA, LSU-rRNA)
Cellular component (GO): ribosome; cytosolic small ribosomal subunit
Molecular function (GO): structural constituent of ribosome
Source: RefSeq, a predicted model, not a curated record
AACUAGGGUUUUUCAUUUUUUUUUUUUUUGGAGUCUGUAUAACUGAUCUUCUAAUCUCAGCGUAUUACUUCCUUUCAAACCCUAGCUUCCUUCUUCUUUGAGAUUUUGCUUCAGCACUCUAAGGCCCCUUACAAGCCAAAAUGGGUAUUUCUCGUGAUUCCAUGCACAAGAGGCGUGCCACUGGUGGCAAAAAGAAGGCUUGGAGGAAGAAGAGAAAGUAUGAGCUUGGAAGGCAACCUGCAAACACAAAGCUAUCAAGCAACAAGACAGUCAGGAGGAUUAGGGUCCGAGGUGGAAAUGUGAAGUGGCGUGCCUUGAGGCUUGACACAGGAAACUACUCCUGGGGAAGUGAGGCUGUGACUCGUAAGACCAGAAUUUUGGAUGUGGUGUACAAUGCGUCUAACAAUGAGUUGGUUCGUACACAAACUCUGGUGAAGAGUGCUAUUGUUCAAGUCGAUGCUGCUCCAUUCAAGCAAUGGUAUCUCCAGCACUAUGGUGUUGACAUUGGCCGCAAGAAGAAAGCAGCAGCAGCAGCCAAGAAAGAAGGAGAGGAAGGUGAAACUGCUACUGAGGAAGUGAAGAAGAGCAACCAUGUCUUGAGGAAGCUGGAGAAACGGCAGCAGAGUCGCAAACUUGACUCCCAUAUUGAGGAGCAAUUUGGUAGUGGUCGUUUACUGGCUUGCAUCUCUUCACGGCCUGGUCAAUGUGGCCGUGCUGAUGGAUAUAUCUUGGAGGGCAAAGAGCUGGAGUUUUACAUGAAGAAGAUACAGAGAAAGAAGGGGAAGGGAGCUGCCUAAAAUUUUGUUGCUUUUAAGUAUUUCAUUAUUGAGAUCAAAAUGUCCUUUUUUUUUUUUUUGCCUUACUUUCACCAUUUGAGAACAUUUGAAAUUGUGUUAGUUUUGAGAUUUUUUUUAGUUUGAAUGUUAAUUAGUGUGUACCAUUUAACAGUACUUUUAUAUACUUGCAUGUUGUAGUUUGAAGGUAGUAUCUUGAACUUUAUAGAUGGAGCCAAUUUUGGUUGGGA